GUUGAGUAGCAAAGAGGAGGCCUCUCCAUAGGCCUAUUAUUUAGUAUAAUUAUACUCCUACAAUCUCGUCAUUGAACGUUCUUAAAAUUAGGGUGAGCGAGUUACCUUUUGCUUACCUAAAGCCAUCAACUGGUGCACUUCCAAAUGAGCUCUGAAGCAUUCCGUGAUUCUACAUCGAACUCAUCUCCGCUGCCUCUGCCGCCGCCGCAGAUUGCCAGCUUCCCCAUUCUCGCCAUAUCAGUCGCUGGAAUCCUGGCCACCUCCAUCCUCCUCCUGAUCUGCUACGUCUUCGUCAUAAAAUGCUCCCUUAACGAGCACCACUUCCACCGCCGCCGCCGGGGACACGGCCACUCAACCUCCCUUUCACCUGCCGCCGAUCAACUCGGGGUCGCCGAAUCCACCAUACGCGAAAUCCCGACGCUUCGCUACCGACAGCAAAGGGUCGGCGCGGCAGAGUGCGCCGUCUGCCUCAGCGAGUUCCAGGAACAGGAGAGGAUCAAGCUGCUUCCGAACUGCCGCCAUUUCUUCCACAUAGAUUGCAUUGACACAUGGCUUCAAUCCAACGCCAAUUGCCCGCUCUGCAGGGGAAGCAUCGUGGCUCCGAUUCCACUCCAUCCUCUCGCCUUGACAUUGGCUCUGCAACUGGGUCAUCCUCAUGACGUGGUUCUACAAAUAAGAGAUGAAGAAAGAAAGAUCGAGUUUUCAGGGAGCAGAGGAGAUGAAUGCAUUGAUGCGGGGAAGAAGGAGGAGAAGCUCCGCUUGCAACCCUUGAGGAGGUCCUUCUCUGCGGAUUCUUCCGGGGACAUGCUGCUUCACGUGGCACUGCAGAGGAUCUUGCAGAAAAGCUCGAACGAGGAGAGCAGCUUCGGCGGCGGAAGAUCCCGGUGAUCUUUGUCGUCGUUUGGCCGGAGCUCGCGCCGUUGUGCUCUUCCUCUGCAAGUGGAGUUAUUUCAGAGGUUUUGGAACAGGGUUUGAGCGGUAGUUUAUGUGAAUUGAAAAUGAAGAAUUGGAAAUCUUCUACGUUCAAUCUACCAACAAAACUCAGCUCAUAAUUUCUACUUUUUCCUUGUUAAGUAAUUUGAAAAUUUUCUUGUUGUAAAA
Zingiber officinale is the source of this 1101-nucleotide messenger RNA. RefSeq names its product RING-H2 finger protein ATL1-like. The coding region runs from base 145 to 888 and encodes 247 amino acids. NCBI's taxonomy places the organism in Eukaryota, Viridiplantae, Streptophyta, Magnoliopsida, Zingiberales, Zingiberaceae. Gene Ontology annotation, molecular function: transferase activity. Gene Ontology annotation, biological process: protein ubiquitination. The record is from RefSeq and is a predicted model, not a curated record. The transcript has a single exon.